Molecule: messenger RNA, 1845 nt
Organism: Mucor velutinosus
Lineage: Eukaryota; Fungi; Mucoromycota; Mucoromycetes; Mucorales; Mucoraceae
Exons: 4
Coding region: 1-1845 (614 amino acids)
Source: RefSeq, a predicted model, not a curated record
AUGGAUAUACAAGGAUAUCUUCCUGCAAAAGAGGAGCGUUCUGGCCUUCAUUAUGCAGAUCGCUCUAAUGACCGCAUGAAUAUGCCAUCAACCUCAGACUACAAACCAAACUUCACUGCAAGUUCAAGCACAUCCAGCAUCCCAAAGAUAUUGCCAACAUUGGUUGAAGAAGACGAUGGUGCUAGCAACGAAGAUGCCGCUACAUUUACUUACCCCAUUGCCACUAUGGUCACCCCGGCUCAAGAGGAUGCUAACAUGGCAUCUUCCUCUUCCUCCUCGUCUCAAGAUCCCGUUGAUCGUGAAAGCUUAAAUCCUGCUCUAUUACUCAACAGAUACGAUAAACGCAAGAGUAGUCCAGCUAUCUUAGGCUUACCAUUUGGGUUAAAUCAUGAAGCUCAACUGAGUUUACAUCUAUCACAACAAAGAAAUUCUAUUGAAGCAGCCAUGUUAUUAGCUAAUUUUAACAAACUAAUGGCAUUUCCAAAAGCAAAUGAACUCGAGCAUAAAGUCCAUCCUCAACAACAACAAUGGCAAGAUGAUAUGUCAAUCCCAUCACAAAACAAAAGCGCUUGGGGCGAUGUCUUGAUCAAUGAAGCAGAAUCGAACCGUCGUCAUUCAUAUGAUGUUAAUAUGAGCUGGCAAACAAUGCCUGAGGCGUUCUUGGAAAGACCUGACCUCUUACACAAAGCAGCAAGCACCAGUACAUCAGUGAAUGCCCCCGCCUCCUCUUCCUCUUCGUCUCUGAACACUGCUCAUUCUGAUGCGCCUGUCUUCAAGCAAGAAAACCUUUACAGUCAUCACACUCCAACUAAAGUUUCUUGGAGUCACGAUGAUUUACAUCAAUUACAAUCACAACAUCCCCAUCAUCAACAGCAAUCACAGCAUCCUUACAGCUCUGUAGAGUACUCAAAUCAUCCCAUUUCUCCUCGUCAACAUGGUAGGCUCUAUCAUCCUACUAUGAGCUCUCCCCUUGUUCCUCAUACCUAUCAACACCGCUACCCCCCUCCCCAUCCUCAACAACAGCAACAACAGCCACCGCAACAAGCUGAUCAACAUCAUCAUCAUCCUGGUGGAGUUUCAAUGUUACAUCCUCUUGCGCGUCAGCCUGAUUUAUCUAGCAAUGUUGGUGUGAAGCGUGAAUUAGACUCACAGCAACCACAACCACAACCACAGCACUCUUACUAUUCCUAUACUUUCCCGCCUCAGCACCCUAUGCAGCAGCGCUAUUACUAUCCUAAUAAUGGAAAAUUACCACUACCAACUCAUCCAGCAAUGGAAUCUCAGCAAGGUCAGCAUCCACAUCAGCAGCAGCAACAACACGCUUCUCCCAUCAUAUCUAAACCGAAGCGCAAGAAGCAAAAAUCUUCCAAUUCUGAUGACUUUGAUGAAGAACUUGAACAAGAAACGAAUGAGGAAGACUAUCCUGAUAUGUCAGCUCGAGAUGUCGAAGCAGCAAGGACUGAUCCAGAAGCCAGACCUCGCAAACAGAAACUUCGCUUUGCUGGUGACAAGUAUACGCCAGCCUGGGUUAGAUAUAACGGUCAGUCAAAGGAGGGUUUAUGUGACACAUGUAAGCCCGGUAAAUGGUUACAGCUCAAAAACAGUGCAUAUUGGUAUCAUAAACAAUUCUUCCAUGGUAUCUCUUCUGUCUCUGGUAAAGAAUUCGUUCAGCCAUUAGAAACACGCUGGGUUGAUCAAGAUUUGGUUGAAGGGUUAUGCCAUCAGUGCCAUACAUGGGUUGCUGUGAGCAAUGUUAAAAGAAAGAAUAGCGUACUUUGGUAUCGACAUGCCCACAAGUGUCACGUUUAUCACAAACCAAAACCAAAUGUACCAAAGAAAAGAUAA